Messenger RNA from Chanos chanos (milkfish), 768 nucleotides. It is a transcript of the gene spmap2, whose product is annotated as sperm microtubule associated protein 2. Lineage: Eukaryota; Metazoa; Chordata; Actinopteri; Gonorynchiformes; Chanidae. Gene Ontology annotation, biological process: spermatogenesis. Bases 1 to 768 code for a protein of 255 amino acids. The record is from RefSeq and is a predicted model, not a curated record. The transcript has 6 exons.
AUGCGGCCACUAGACUGCUGCUCAUCCAUGGCAGCUCGGAUUGCUCGAAUUGAUCGACUUGCUCAGCCCAAACCUGAUCUGCUCAAAUUUCCUGACAGACGUUCCGUGUACUGGCUGGAUGAACUUCCAAACUUCUCGAAUUGUUCUUUUUAUAUUUUAAUUCGGUUUCCCUCAGUAUUAACACCUCGUCUGUCAAAGCUAACAGAGAGUAAACGACUUGACCCCACAUUUCAAAAUAACAGGCAGUCUCCUGUGUGGGUAGUCAGUACAGCAGCUCUGAGUGCUCGCCCUUCUGACAGAGUACGCUAUCUAGCCCUCCCACGGCUGCCUGCUGCAGGAUGGCAGCCUGAACGCCCCCUGUUGGCCGCACUGAGUGUAGCAGUGCGUACAGCAGAGGCCAGCCAGCGGAUCUGCCAGUUAGCUCACCCAAAGAGGAUGAAGAAGAUCCCAAAUCAGAAGGAUUCUAAAGCCUCCAUAACCGCUGCACCACCUUGCUCCACUUCCUCUCGUAUUCAUCUACUCGCCACACCGAAGUCAAACCACUCGCAGUACAUGUUGGACAGACCAGUGACAUGUCCAGUCUCAAGGUCCACGCGUAAAGCUGUGGCCAGUGAGAGGGUGCAGGUCUUGGCACAACCCAAACCCAGGAAAGCUCUGUUUCAGGGUUACGACCCCUACCGUGUCAAUGCAGCUGCCCGUUCUGCAAAUGCCUCUCCCAGAGUCCUGGAACUUUGCAUGCCACUUCCUCGGAAAUGCAAGGCAAAAUGA